GUCCACUCUUUGACAAAAGGGCAGAAAACAGAAUCCUCAGAACUCAAACAUAGAAACACAAGUCCAAGAAUGUCUGCACUGCAUGAAUAUGGAUUCUAUUGAUUAGUCAAUGGUGGCUUUCUUGUUCCACUGUACUUCCUUCAAUUCUCACACUCUCCAAUUUCUCUCUCUCCCCCCUGUAUAUAAUACACAAGCCCAACAAUCAUUUCUUGCCACUUGAAAAGCUUUCUGUAGUAUAAAAUGAAGAUCAGAAGAUAUUGCUGCUUUUUAGCAGCUACACUGCAUGUUCUAAGUUUGGUUUGUGCAGCAAAGAGGCCCUUCUUGGCACCUCACAAAACUCAGAUUUUGGAUUCUCCUCGAGCUGUUUUCGACCCCAUCCAGGGAGGGGAAAUGAUGGAAGGGGGGCUGAGCAAACUUGGGUCAAGGCCACCAAACUGUGAGCACAGAUGUGGGAGGUGUAAGCCAUGCGUGGCCAUUCAAGUACCAACUACUAGUAGCAGAGGGCAUAUGGGAGUGCAGUAUGCAAAUUAUGAGCCAGAAGGGUGGAAAUGCAAGUGUGGGACUGCUGUGUUUGAGCCAUAGGUUAAAUUAAAAUCCUAGCUCUGAUAUGAUCUGAUUUUCCUUUUGAUUAUUUGUGUACUUCACCAAUGGCAGCCUAGCUAGCUAGGACCCUCCCCUCUUUACUUCAUCCUGUCAACUUUUUGUUUUUUCUCUUGUAAUUAUUGCAUCUAUGUGUAUGUCCACUGUCCUCUUGCUUUCAUCAAUUCA
Messenger RNA from Ipomoea triloba (trilobed morning glory), 768 nucleotides. RefSeq names its product EPIDERMAL PATTERNING FACTOR-like protein 3. Gene Ontology annotation, biological process: stomatal complex development; guard cell differentiation. The record is from RefSeq and is a predicted model, not a curated record. Lineage: Eukaryota; Viridiplantae; Streptophyta; Magnoliopsida; Solanales; Convolvulaceae. The transcript has 3 exons. The coding region runs from base 241 to 582 and encodes 113 amino acids.